AAUCUCUUAUCAAUGUACUUGCAUAAUGCACUUCAUCAAAGAUUUUUUUUUAACAAAAUAUAAUCAUAUUGAUUGAUAGAAAGAUCAUACGUUACACCUUGGAACCAACUCAGGAACAAAAAUAAAAAAAUAGACAUGAGGUCGGAGACAAAGAAAGGGCUUUUCAAACCACAAAAUGGGCUACCCUAGUGCUAAUCCGACAUACAAAUCGAACAUGAAAACCACUAUUCAGAGCCAACACACGCAGAAUUUCCUCAAUAAUACCCCCAACACGGUUGUCUCACACAUCCUUGGCAUUAAUCUUGUCAAUGAGCACCUUAGCAUCGUCUGCAAAUCGAACUUGAGCAAGGCCAAGGUCUUGGCACCACUAGAUAGCUUCGCGGAGGACAAUAGUCUCAAGUCUCAACCACAAGGAGGUCAACCAUAUUCUCAAAAACAACCAUUUGGCAAAGACAACAGAGCCUCCUUCAUCCUUUAGGAUCAACCCUCUAGGUGAAUGUGAGUCAACACAUACCUCACCAUCCCACAUACAGAUAACAGAGGACGAAUCUCCUACAUCCGAACUAUGUUGUAAAGGAAGCUGAUUUAGGGCAAACCUAUCUUCCGACAGGUAAAUCCAUUCAUGGAGUUGCUUAUGGUAUUGGCACAUCAUAUGAGGAAUUCGAAAUUGUUUUUCCCUCAAAUACAACCCAAUUUCUCUCAUGCGGGAUUACAAGCACAUAUAUACCUCAAUAUAACAAAUUGUGUGUUUCAAUUUAUGAUAAUGAGAUUUUAUCGAAUUCAACCUCUAACCUUGUAUUAGAGGGGGAUUGAGUGUCCCAUGAUAAGAAAUUAAAUGAACUUUAAACCAUCUCUGUCACAGACUUGUCUAACAAGUCUCUAGCUAAUCAUUUCCUCAAAUGAUCGACUAAAUUAUCUCGAGUGUCCGAUAUUGUGUAGACAAAACUUCAUGAGUGAUCAAUUCACGUAUUUUAUCAGGCCUAACUCCCACAUAACUGCACUUUCCAUUUUCACUUGACUAUAUGCUUUAUGUCAUGAACCAGUUGAUCCCAAUAACUCGAGUUGUUAGGAGAGGUUCAAUCGUAGAUCAUAUACCACACACUAACACGCCCCCUCAAACGAAAGGCACUCACAAGGGGUUGAAGUUUGCACAGGUCCACAUACCAUGUGCUUAACAAAUGGGGGUUACCAGGAUUCGAACACAAGACCUCUCGGUCAUAUAAGGCUCUGAUACCAUGUCAUGAACUAGUUGAUUCCAAUAACUUGAGUUGUUGGGAGAGGUUCAAUCGUAGAUCAUAUACCACACACUAACAUCCAAAUUAGCAUUACUAACAAAGAGGAUAGUAAUAUGUGAUAUUGGUUUCAAAUAGAAAGGAAUUACAUAAACUAAGUCUCUUAACCAUCACAUAUUUUGAAUCCAUAGUGAAACUAGUGAUGCAAGUAUGCAUUUUAAAGGCGUAGGAGACAAUAUCUUCAUCUCAAUGUUGAAGUAUGAUCUUUAACAACAUAAUCAAACUAGCAUCGGUGUAUCCUUCCAAAAUGGGUGGGAAUCCACUAUAAGUCAAUGCAUACUGCAUUGUGCCUUUGAGGUAUCCUAGUACACGCCUCAUUUCAUGCUUGCCAAUGAUGAGCACUACGAUUACUCAUAUACCGACUUAAUUGUCCUACUGCAUAUGCAAUAUAUGGUCUUAUGCAAAUCAUUGCAUACAUCAAACACCCAAUUAACAUAAAAUACUCAGGUUGUGAAAUUAUUUGGUCAGUAUUAACUAUAAGUUCCAUACUUGAAUCCAUUGGGGGUCUUUAACUCACGACAAUUCCUACUAUGAAAUUUAACAAGUACCUUCUCAAAUCUCAAUGUAGAGACAUUGAGACAAUGCAUGCAACUUUUUUGUCGUUUUGCUUGAUUUAGUCCCUAUAAUUGUAUAUGCAUCUCAUGUCCUAUAUGGAGAAUUUUAUAUGACAAUAACUUUUUAAUAAACUCCACUUAUCUUUCAUUGAUCCCAAACAUAAACAUGUCAUCUACAUACAAAUAUAUAUACCGACUCUAUUCCCAGAAUGUAGAUACACUUUCGUCAUCUUGGUUUAACACAAACCACUAGAGAAAUCCAAAAUUAUCUAAGACUUUGUACAAUGUCAAAUAAGGAAUCAAACAAAUUAAACCAUUGAGUACGAGCAUUCGAUAUAAGAUUUUUACCGGUCAAACCAUUAAUACGACUAUGGUACAAUUUCACAAACAAAAUUAAGAGUACGUGAUAAUCAUCACCCAGUAUCAACCAACAACAACUGAAAAACUUAACGCAGAAACGUGAAAUAAAACACAAUUUUACGUGGUAUCAUGACUGACUUAUCGGCACUAAUCCACGGGACCGGUCCAAUAACAACAACAACCAGCAACGGAAGUCACUUUUUCCCCUGUGAAUAAUGUAAAGCCAAGUGU
Messenger RNA from Linum trigynum, 2437 nucleotides. Lineage: Eukaryota; Viridiplantae; Streptophyta; Magnoliopsida; Malpighiales; Linaceae. The record is from the annotation of a GenBank genome assembly.